Arabidopsis lyrata subsp. lyrata is the source of this 558-nucleotide messenger RNA. RefSeq names its product defensin-like protein 276. Bases 42 to 284 code for a protein of 80 amino acids. The transcript is spliced from 2 exons. Lineage: Eukaryota; Viridiplantae; Streptophyta; Magnoliopsida; Brassicales; Brassicaceae. The record is from RefSeq and is a predicted model, not a curated record.
UAAGAAUUGUCUUCACAAAAAAAAAAACUACAAAUACAACAAUGUCAGGACAAAACUACCAUCUUGUUUAUCUGCUAUUAAUUAUUUGUCUUCUUUUUUCUCAAUCAACAGCAAGCGGCUGUGAGUUCAAAGGCUUUUGUAGAACUGAUGACCAGUGCAAACGCAUAUGCAGAGGCCAUGGGAUAGAUACAAGGUUUCUAUUGUGUGUUCCUUAUUCUUCAAAGGGAGGCAAAUGUUGUUGUUUACAUUAUGAAGGGGCUCCAUCAUCAAGCGAAGAAAUAUAGUUUUUUCUUGAAUUUCUAGAAUGUUACAACCAUAUAUUUGUAUCACAUAUGAUACGAUUUCAAAUAAUAAAAACUAAAGUUUUAAUCAGUUUAAUUUUUCUUGUCCAAGUACGAUAUUUGUUAUAGUUUUAAAAUAUAGUCGAGAGUCAAUCAAAUGUUUAUAUUUGCGAAACACACAAAAUUUCAUUAUUGUGGAAUGAAACGGAUUUAUAAUACAUUAGCAGAGGCGUGUAUCAUAGACAAUGUCUUCUUUAAAUAGUUCAACUUAAAUAGU